This is a messenger RNA of Lobosporangium transversale, 2871 nucleotides long. RefSeq lists its product as hypothetical. The transcript has a single exon. Lineage: Eukaryota; Fungi; Mortierellomycota; Mortierellomycetes; Mortierellales; Mortierellaceae. The record is from RefSeq and is a predicted model, not a curated record. The coding region runs from base 156 to 2870 and encodes 904 amino acids.
AAAAAAAAAAAAAAAAAAAAAAAAAAGCGCACGAUCGUCCUUCAUCACUAUCCUCACCUCUUAAAAAACCCCUAUUACCAAGAUUUUUGUUCUUAAACAAGCUUUACCAAUUUAUUUUAUAAGGUUACAAUUGUAAAAAAGAGAGUCAGCCAUCCAUGUCUCACUACACGCGCCAGCCUAUCGUUUCAAUGCAGGCUGUAGGGAUGGGGUUUGACAAUGAAGAGUUUGCCAAAUACCAACCGGGCUAUAGCCUGGGCCAUGGAGCUUUUAAUGAUGGUAACUACCAGCACCAGCAUCAUCCUAUGGUUUCGAAUGCCUGUGAGGCUAUUCAUCCAGGUACAACCACCGAUGUAAACUAUUUUUCAAAUGGCCUCUCAUUCCAAUUUCCAACUCCGAACGACGGCGUAGAACAACACAGCGUUAUUGGAAACGCGAAGAAAUCGUCUCUUGUCUCGGUUCCUCGUGGACCGAAUGGGUUGGAAUCCAUAUCCAUGUCAUUUGAAGAGCUCACUACUGCGGCUAUCACACCAGCAACGACAGCAAUAACAACAACUCCAAAAAACAACAGGAAUGUAAAUAUUCCAAAUCAUUCCAAUUAUACCAACAGCUCAAUAAGAGGCAGUAAUAGUAGCAGUCCAAUUAGCCAUAGUGAGAACAACUACAACAAUAAUCUAGUGAUCCAUCAAUACUCAACGUCGUCAGUGGAUAACUACACAAUCAGCAACAAUAUCGGCAACAAUAGUAACUCGUCUUUACUCUUCACGUCUUCACCCUAUUCCUCCUCCUCCUCUUCCUCCUCCUCGCCCACAUCUUCUCUGCCCAUAUUCGCGCCCAUAGAAGCCCUUGAGCGCACUCCUGCAAUGAUUGCAGCAGCUACAGGAUCAUCAGCUUCAUCCUCUGUCAUGGGCUGUAUGAUGACAAACCAACACUAUCUGCUAGUCCAGCCCGACCAUCAGGAAAAUCAACAAAACGGACAACAACAACACCUCCUGCAGCAGCAACAGCAGCAGACGGGCACUGCUCUCAAAACAAAUGAAAACUACAUGAAUAAUAACCCCACGCCGUCAUAUGUGACUUUUUCAUCCAAUGGGUUUCAGGGGAUUGCGCGCAACAAUAACCAUUCGAGUGAUUACUCUCAAUUUGCCUCAUGGAACAUUGGCGUCACUGCAGUCUCGUCCGCCGCACAGUCCACUGAAGCUCAUUUAAUCGUUGCUCCCAUUAAACCCAGCCAACCAGCGAUAACAACAACGCCGACAACACCCUCAGGUAUCACAUGGACCAAUGAUACCAACAUGCAGACACAGAACACUGCACCUACUGUUGAUACUGCCAACUCCAUUACUAAGAGCGGUAUGCAUUCUAAAAGCAGCAGUAUUUGUGGUAGCGAUAACGCUGCACUCCAGGAAGGAAGCACCAAGCAAUGCCAAACCCAGCCUGUCAAGCAAACUGGGCCCCACCAGCAACAGCUUCAGAUAAUGACAUCAUUCGAGCCAGGUUUUGCAUCCAUAUACCCACAACAACCGAACUCAUCCAACAAUACGACUGAUAAUGCUUCUACCCCUUCAGUAGGGAGCGUUAACAACAUUCAUCAGCUUCCCCCCAGCAUGGGUUCUGCUCAAGCUCAAGCACAACUUCAGUCUCAAGCUCAAGUGCACGCUUAUCCCUGGUCCCCAGUUGAAUCUUGCCUUACAUCAGGCUCCUCAACCCCUUCAUUUGCAUCCAUGUCUCCUUCACUUUCGUAUUCGAAUACUGAACAUGGAGGCAAUAGUGGUGGAAUAUGGGGAGGCGUCUCCCCCUGCAAUUCAUCCCGUCCCAACUCUCCUUCAUUCAAUACCAACAACAGCUCUGCAUGUACUCCAACUGAAGGAUAUGUUCCAGAACGUCGUAUCCGUAGACUCGAAAAUGACUUUUCUAACUUCAUCAUCCGCUCGCGCAAGUCUUCCACCUCUUCUACGUCCUCAAAUGUUUCUCAACGACGAAUGUCGACACUUCGGGAAUCAACUACGAACAAUAAUAAUAAUAGUAACAAUAGUAACAUUAACAAUAGCAAUAGCAAUAGCAAUAGCAAUAGGCUUUCAUCACCUAACCCGAUGUCUACCUCCAAUUCAAACUCUAUUACUGCCGCCUCCACUUCAACUCCAGUCUCUACUUCCUCACCCACGCAUCAAUGUUCAAAAUGUGGACAAUGCUUCGCGGGGCCAGCAGUCUUAGCUCGCCAUAUGGAAUCGAUUCAUGAAAAGCUCCUGUGGAACUGUGUUGGAUGCAAGUCCAAUCUGUCGCGUCGGGAUGCUGUGACGCGACACAUCAAUCUCUCGCCUAUGGACUCGAUCUGUCGAGAGGUUGGAACUAUUGGACAGAUCAAGAUGAUCAACGGGACAGAGAUCCACUAUGAAGUUAGCUCCUAUCGUGCAAAGCCUCUGGAUGAAGUGAUGAACCGAAUGGGCAAGAAGAUCUCGACGUCUUUGAGGAGAGAAAUUGAUUUGGCAAAGGCUCGUAGCCACAGCGACAGCAAUGUGAAUUCUGUCUCUAGCCUCGUAGUCAAUGCUAGGUCUUCUAUCAGUGCUACUGCAGCUGCAGCUGCAGUAGCGGUAACAGCAACUUCAACAACCGCAGCAACAGUUUCUGCUGCAGGCGAUCUCUUGACCAGUAAUGGUAUUUAUGGGUCUGCUGGAAUAGCAGCAGCAGCAACAACACAUGAGGCAGGAGCCUUGAUUGGCAUGGGUCUGGAUUUUCCUGUAGAUUAUACGCAGAGUUACCCAAUAUCGUCAUUAUCAAUCCAUACCCAUCAAUUCGAGUAUGGCGAUGAGGAGGAUGGGCUGAAGAAGCGCCGACGGAUGUCGCAGCCUGCUCUUUCUCAACGUAAAAAGUGAU